AUGUUGGAAGCGCUUAUCCAGUCCGGGAGUGCCUACCGGGUCGACCUGGCUCUCUCCUUCGUCGUCCUGCUCGUCGCUUCGUACAUUGCUCGACUCGUCAGCCAUCGCCAAAGAUAUGCGAAGUUCCCCUUGCACAUUGACAAGUCCAACCCGAAGCAGAUGCUAUUGUCUGGCUUUGCCAAGUAUAAAAACGCAUUCCACAUCAACACUGCCAUUGGCAAGGAUAUCAUCCUUUCAGCAGACUAUGCCAACGAACUAAAGAGCGACCCUCAUCUCGAUUUUGCCAAAGCUAUUCUUCCGACUCUCCUUACCCAUCUCUCAACAUUCCACCACAUCGAAGAGGCUGGUAAGAACCAGGUUUUGACCGAGACCAUUCGAAGCAAACUUUCACGGCUGCCUGAAUGGCAUGAAAUUCCCAUCAAAGAAACCAUUGUGAAGAUUGUGGCCCGUAUGUCGUCCAGGGUUUUCCUUGGCGAGGAACUUUGCCGCAAUGAAGAAUGGCUGAGGAUUACGGCUGAGUAUACGAUCAACUUGUUCAUUGCCGUCAACGAGCUUAUGACCUGGCCUACAUACGUCCGUCCUAUCGUACAGUGGUUCCUCCCGCCAUGUCAACGCCUGCGCCAACAGGUUGCAGAUGCCCGACGACUCAUCCAACCAGUUAUUGAUGCACGACAUGCGGAAAACGACGAGCUUCGACGCCAAGGCAAGCCCCUCAAACAGCAUGAGGAUGCCAUUGCGUGGCUUGAUGAGAAAUCUGGGGGUCGGUCAUUCGAUGCUGCGAUCGCACAGCUCAGUCUGUCCUUUGUAUCGAUCCAUACGACCACCGACCUACGCACUCAAGCACUCUACGAUAUCUGUGCCAACCCUCGUGAGUUGGAUACUACCGCCCUGUACCAGAUGAAACUUUUGGAUAGUGUUAUCAAGGAGAGUCAAAGAAUUAAGCCCGCCGGUCUUCUUUCAAUGAAGCGAUAUGUAAAGGAAAGUAUCACUCUUUCAGACGGCCUAGUUGUCCCCAAGGGAACAAGCAUAUCUAUAUCCAGCCAUGUUCAUUGGGAUGAAUCCGUGUACCCGGAACCCAACAAGUUUGAUGGAUAUCGCUUCCUCAAGAUGAAAGGAGACCGCGAGAAAGAUCGAAUGGCCAACCUAGUUGCCACCAGCCCUGAGCAUCUUGGAUUUGGACACGGUGUCCAUGCUUGCCCCGGCCGAUUCUUCGCCGCAGACGAAAUCAAGAUUCUCCUCUGCCACAUUCUGCUCAAGUACGACUUCAGGCUAACUGAAAAGAGCAAUACCACACCUUACAUGAUGCCCGGUGGAGCCUAUAUGGCAAACAGCACACAGAUUGAGAUCAGGCGAAGAAAAGAGGAAAUCGCUCUAUGA
Messenger RNA from Trichophyton verrucosum HKI 0517, 1377 nucleotides. Its product is annotated as cytochrome P450 monooxygenase, putative. Lineage: Eukaryota; Fungi; Ascomycota; Eurotiomycetes; Onygenales; Arthrodermataceae. The transcript is spliced from 6 exons. Gene Ontology annotation, molecular function: oxidoreductase activity, acting on paired donors, with incorporation or reduction of molecular oxygen; heme binding; iron ion binding. The coding region runs from base 1 to 1377 and encodes 458 amino acids. The record is from RefSeq and is a predicted model, not a curated record.